AGAAACAAUUCAGUUUGCGUGCGGAGUAGAACCGUUUGAAUGUCGGAAAGGCGAGGGUCCCAAUCGAAUUGAAAUCAAAGGAUGUGGAUCGAGUGAAAUCCAGUAAAAGAUAGCCCACGAAUUGGGACAGGAUUUACAUAGCUAGUGAAAGGGUUCGAAAACGGACGGAUUCGGCUGGUUUUCACAGGGAAAAAAACACCGCCACGCUCAACGAAAAUCAGUUUUCGCGACCUAUUCGCCUGUUAACCCCCCUUCUCCGCCCGAGUUUUCCAGUAAAUUUUGUGUGCAUAUACUAGAAAAAGUGAUGUGAGCAGAGAACCGCGACCCGACGCCACUGACAUAAAUUCCUAUUUUUAACUUUCCUGGGGCAAAUACCCGCUGAUGCGGAAUCAAUUCUGAUUCGACAGCCAUAUGAAAAUUGUGCUGAAAUUAAGGCAAGAAAAGGCUGCGGAAAUCCCUUCCAGUUAACAAUUUAAAGUUAUUUCGCCUGUGGCUUCCAGACCGUUUGACAAUCGCCUCUCUCUCUCUCUCUCUCUCUCGAUUUCUGUCGCUAUCCCCCUCAUCGCCGACUUUCUCACUCGCACACUUGCUAACGGUGUUUUUGUGUCAGUGUCAAAAUCGAAUUCCGCCUAACCCGAUGAUUACAGUCGUUAACCAUAGGAUAUUGCCAAUGUCAAUGCUAAUCAUAUGCAAAAGUGCAAUAAUUAAAUGUUUGUGUCCUGCCAAAAAACAAGUUGAAAGUGGAGUAUGAGAUAGAAAUUUUGUAUAUGCCUGAGCAUCCAAAAUAGUGUGCUUUUAUAGUAUUUUUACAACAUACAUAGUGGUGAUUGCAAUCUAAGCCGUUCGCAGUGGUUUCAUAACGUGUUAAGUGUGCAGAACGCAGUUUUUCCUCCUAAUAAGUACGAAAAUAGCCCCCCGAAACGUUAGUGUUGCCAACUCUAAGCUCGCCGAAAGCUGAUAGUAAAAAUAGUCUUGGAACAUACAUACGAUACCAUUGCCAGCUCAACGUCUUGCCAGCCACCAGCCACCACCACCACAGCCACCGCCACAGCCACCGCCACCGCCACAGCCAUCAUCAUCAUCAUCAUCAGCAUCGCACCAUCUGGUGGUGCUGGUGUUGCUGUUGUCCUCGCACCGGGUCGUCGGAAACAUCGGCAAGAUAUCUUCGUUCGAAGAAGACUACCGGGCUGACAGGCCCAUGGUGCAGCGCGCCUCUUCCUCGGAUGCACCCUCCGUUCAGGGUGGCCAACAUCGAGAAUCUCGAUUUGGCCUUGGAUACCCCUCCUAUCAGAGUGGAUACAACAAACUAUUCACACAGGGUUCUGCCGACUCAAACUACUCACAACCGUCAUCCGAUCUGUCGCUAGACGAGGAAAAGGAAUCGCUUCGGCGAGAAAAGGAACGUCAGGCCUUAAGCCAGUUGGAUAAAGCGAGGAGCAAACCAGUGGCGUUCGCUGUGCGAACCAACGUAGCAUACGAUGGCGCCAUCGACGACGAUUCCCCGGUGCAGGGCGGCGCAGUUUCGUUCGAGAUCCGGGAGUUCCUGCACAUCAAAGAGAAGUACGACAAUAACUGGUGGAUCGGCCGGCUGGUCAAGGAGGGCUGUGAUGUGGGCUUCAUACCCAGCCCCGCUAAGCUAGACAACAUUCGCAUGCAGAACCAAACCAGACCCUCAAGACUGUAUGGCACAAAGGGCUCGUCGAGCGGGAAUCUUGGUGCGGGCGGACAAGCAGGUGCGGAGCCAUCUCGAGGUAGCACACCCCCCACACCUGGUGACGAAUCAGAUUCCAUGGGACCAGGACGACAUGGCAAGACCCCGGUGGCGUCCGCCAACAAGGAGAAGCGCAAGCCGUUCUUCAAGAAGCAGGAGACGGCCAGUCCCUACGACGUGGUGCCCUCGAUGCGCCCGGUGGUCCUAGUGGGGCCCAGUCUCAAGGGCUACGAGGUGACCGACAUGAUGCAGAAGGCCCUCUUCGACUUCCUCAAGCACCGCUUCGAGGGCCGCAUCAUCAUCACUCGCGUGAUGGCCGACAUCUCGCUGGCCAAGCGCUCCAUCAUGAACAAUCCCUCGAAGCGGGCCAUCAUGGAGCGAUCCUCCAGCCGGAGCGAUUGCCUUGGCAAGGUGCAGGAGGAGAUCGAGCGCAUCUUCGAGCUGGCCCGCUCGCUCCAGCUGGUCGUGCUCGAUUGUGAUACAAUCAAUCAUCCGUCACAACUAGCGAAAACUUCAUUAGCGCCAACAAUAGUGUACUUAAAGAUUAGUAGUAGUAAGGUUUUACAGCGUUUGAUCAAAUCACGUGGCAAGUCGCAGGCGAAAAACCUCUCCGUUCAAAUGGUCGCCGCCGAGAAGCUAGCCCAGUGUCCACCGGAUAUGUUCGAUGUAAUCCUAGACGAGAAUCAGCUGGAAGACGCCUGCGAGCACAUUGCCGAGUACUUGGAGACCUACUGGAAGGCCACCCACCCGGAUAUUCGAGCAGUGCCGCCCAUCGCCCGCCCCCUGCCGCAGGAGGCCUCGCCCUCCGCAGAUCCCGCGCGUCUGGGUCCGACGCCGCCAGUAGAUGGCGAGGAGUUUAUCGAUGAGCAGGAUCCCAGGAUGGGCAUUUCCGGCGGAGAGCGCGAGGGAAGUCGGGAGCGCGAUCGCGAUAGCAGGGAGAGGGAGCGAGAGCGCGAGAGGGAGCGGGAUUACUGGGAUCGGGAGUUCAACCGAGAUCGCAGCUCCAAGGAUCGCGAGAGGGAUCUGGAGUGGGAGCGGGAGAGGGCUCGCGAGUGGGAGAGAGAGCGGGAACGAGAUUGGGAUAGGGAGUUCGAUUGGGACCAAGGAGGAACCUCUUACCAGCACAGCCGCCGACAACCGACCUCGGUUCGCCACCAGGAGCGCGGUGGAGGCGUGGGCGUCGGCGGAGUAGGCGGUGGUGGCGGUAUCGGCGGCGGUGGCUACGAGCGGGACCGCGAGCGGGAACGAUACGAGCGACGAGAGCGCGACCUCAUGCACUACGACCUGAACAGCGACGAGCUGCUGGACGAGCGUAACUUCGAGUAUCCGGCAAUGCGGAGCGGUCCCAGCGGCGCCUCCCACCACGGCCACCUGUCCCGGGGCGGACGCCUGCUGGACGACCCGGACUUCGAGCGCGAGGAGGCCCAGAUGAGGAUGAGCAGCUCCCGCUACGGACCCUCCACCCGGAUCGACGACCCAAGGGAUAUGCCGCGGGGCGCCACCGUUGUCGAUCGCGAUGAAUACAGUCCGCACAGAGGUGGUGGGAGUAGUAGGAGAAUGCUUAAUGCCAUGUCCAGACCGUUGGGUCUGCCCCGCCAAUCCUCCCUGCCCAGCAACAGAGCACCCGUGUCCUACCUGCCACGCCAGUCGUCCCUGGGCACCCACUGGCUGUCCUCGUCGUCGCAGAGCACCAUGGAACCGGGACACCGGUCUCGCCAAGAGCUUUAUCCACUGCUGCACCAGCCGCAGUCGUAUUCCCAGGCCCGAUCACAUUACACCCAUUCGUACACAGCCGCACCCCAGCAUCCCAGUCAGUCGCGUUCCCAAUCACAGUCCCAGUCCCAAUUACACGGCCACUCCCAGUAUCGAUACUCCGUGCAGGACACGUCCUUUGCCCACCCACCAAGAUCCCUGCGCGAGGAGUUCCUCAGUCCCACCAUGAGCAAGGUCGAAGACGUCACGCACGCCAUCCGCAACAAGAUCAUCGUGGAGGAGGACGAGGAGGACAUCCUGAGCACGGAUCGGUUCUAUUAAAGAGAUUUCAGUCGCCACCCCGCGUCGAUUUGGUUUGGGUACAUUUUUGGGGGGCAUACAAGCAAAUGCAGCAGUGCCAAAACACAUGACACAUUUGUAAAUGUUCCAUUCGAUGAUCAGAUCAAUUUGGUAGCCACACAAACACAAACACGAACACGAACACAAACAGAAAGAGAAACAGAAACAGAAACAGAAACAGGAGCACACAAAAGUAGCUGGUUAAAGUUAAAGUGAGCGUUAAAAGCGGCGGUUAAAGCAAACGUUAGAGCAAACCAAGGAAGCAGCCCAAUGCCAAGUGGGGCCUUAUGUGUCUUAAAUGCUAUAGCUAAGUGUAAUCAGAUUUUAUUUGAAUAAUGUGAAUUUAAAUUAAAUGGUCUAAGCCUAAGAUUUAAGCUAGUAGAACAGUUGGAAAUUAAAAGUUAAGGGAGUCCGCAGCCACCCAGCAGCAUUUGUUGGUCCCCCAUGGGUCUCGUAUUUGUUAUGCAAUUGAUUGACUAAGUACAUACAUAAGUGUCAGCUUUAAUAAUUUAGUGAAUGUGUCUUAAUCUAAGUCGAGCCACACCCACACACACACACACACUCGAGCACACAUCUACACACUCACAAACACACACAGUUGACUGUGAACCGAUUGAAAUCUCUUUAAUCUCAAACCGAUGCCUUUUUCUCGCAUCCAUCCUGUUUCUUCCUCUACGCAAAGUAUAAAUCUUGAUACUUUCUUCAGUCCAUCUGCUAGGCUAUAUUCUAGUUGAAAAGUUACCACUUGAAAUAACAGUGCGUUUCAAGACCAGAUAACGUUAAAUAAGUUAAUAGGUUUUGUUAAUCCUUUUUUCUUCAUUUAAAAAUAUAUUCGGUGACUGAUUAAAAAUGUAUCUUCCAGGAAUUUUAGUUAGACACCUAAACUUUAACCAAACUCUAAACAUGACCGAAUAGUCUAAUAACUUAUCAUGUAAAGUAAUAAGUUAUUCAUUUAACUUAGUUAACCAAUUUAAACACAACUUUUCAGACCUUUGUGAUUUUUAAGAAAUAUUUUUCUUAGCUUGAGUGAAACGCACUGCCUAGCAACCAAUUGCAUGUUUAGAAUACCUUCUUCCAACAGCAAUACUUUCGACCUAGAUACCUUGCCACACCAUAUCAUGCCACACACCUGCCAAAGCGCACAGUUCGCGGUUGCAGUUCAACGUAUUUAUUGGAUUGCCCGCGAACAGACCUCCAAACUGGGUCGGGAUCCAAAUUAGAUCCAAAUGCGAUGACCCAGGUCUAGGUAUAGCGAUUUAAACUACCAGUGCCUUAUGAACCAUCAAAUCAAGUUACACAGCAGCACUCCACCCCAGAAAUCUUCCAUUUCCCUGCCCAAUGAGAUCAUACUGUUCACCACUGUACCACUACCACCCGCUAAAGUCGACGGCGUCAAAAUUAUUGUUCAAGUAUUGUAAGUACCUACACGUAAUGUCGAGAUGAGAAACGUUGAUCUGGCCCAUUCCGAACGAGCACUCCUUUUACAAUUCCAACCACCAUGCUAAAUUUGUCGAUCAUCAGUUGUCAAACUGAGCUAGCGCCCAACAAUGAUGAACCGCACUGCAUUCAAAUCGAUCGCCACCUCGUAAGUAAGAGUUGAUGAGUAGCUAGUUGAUCUGUAAGCACACCCACAGAGCCCAUCCUACUGUCCACGGACUACAACCGAAUCCCCACGGGGAGUGUGAGACUUCCGGGACGGACAGAGUUGCUAGAUCGGUGUGGAGGACAGAAAUAAAAGCAAAAAUCUAGUACUUUUUUUUAUAUAAGAGAUACAAGGUGAUAUAACUAAAUUUUGGAAAGCAAAUUUGAACAGCGCACGACAAAUACAGAUACCUAAAAGAAAUUGUUAGCAACAUUCAGGAGGGGAAAGGCUUAGAAAUAAGGCAGGCUGAGAGCACAUCCAGAGUUAUUUUUCAAAAUUAGUUUCAAAAUAUAUACGACUCUGGAGAAUGUAAGCCUUUCCCGGUGUGAAAAAAAAAUGGAUGGGGUUGGCCAAGGCACUGGAGGCGCUUCAUCGAGGAACAAACAAUUUAAAAUAAAUGGAAAGCAACAUACGACACGCAAGCACUUCUUGUAAAAAGUGGCAAACAAACAUGAUCUAUGUAUUAGCUAAACCUAAAUGAAAUAUUACUUUUUAAUACUAGCAUAAAGUUAAAAACAAAACUAGAUACGCUCCUACGCAGCCAAGGAGGGGACAAAAGGAAUACUUAAGUUUAAAGGGUCAGUUGAUGAGGGUGUGUAUGUUAGAGUAUUGCACAUAAUUCACAGAACUGGUAAUUCAAUAUAUGAUAAUGGUAUAUACUAAAAGGAUACACACAUUUAUAAAGGUGCAUAUACAUUUAUACAUGAAUAUGUAUGUUCUUACUAUAAUUAACAAAAUUUAAACCGAUACAGAUACAUCAGCCGGCAUUUUGUAAGCGUGAAAACCAAAAUAUAACGACAAAAUAAUAUGGAAUAAAAAUAAUAGAUUAUCCCAGAUAUUGUUAGACACUUUCUGGAAACGGAACUUUGCCAUGAAAAUUUCAUCAGAUCUGAUAGGAAUAUGUUGAAGUUAUUUUAUAAGAUGCCUUAAAUUUCUCAACUCAAAUUCUUUGAAAGUUUCGGAAAAAAAAACUUGAUAAAUUCAUAUAUUCCAUUGCAUAACCUUCUAGCAGAUGGACAAAAAGUCUCAACACAUUUUUGAAAAAAAAACAGGUUUGCUUCUAAUAUAUAGCAAUUUUUUGUAAUAAUCAAAUCUUAUUUCCGAUUAAAAAACAAAUGAAAACAAAAACCAAGCAAUUUAAAUUUGUUGACACUCUUAAAAACUCAAAAAAAAACACACACACACACACAUGCAAACAAAUUUUAUAGCGAAAAUACUGAAACUUUAAAGAGGAUACGCCUAUAUAUAAUUAAAUUUAGCGGUAAUAACUUCUCUACUUUUCAAGCCACCUUAAUAACAAAGCAAACCUUAUUUUUUAGCCAAAUCCCCUAUUAAAUUGAAAAGAAAGUGAACGGAUUGACAAGAGCACGCCUGAGAAUUCCCAAUUCAAUAUAUUAUGAUAAACCAAAAGAUCCCCACACCCCAGAGAAAGAACACGAACUAAUUGUGGAAAUAUCAACCCAAAUCCAAGUUUAUAUAGAAUAUUUUAUACAUGCAAAACAUAUACAUAUUGUAAAAACGAGAAACAGUAACUAAGCCCCAAUCAGCAAUUUCCAAUAAUUGUGUGUAAAUAGUUUAUGAUAUUUCAAUUUGUUACCAAAUUAUUUUGUUACGAACUUUGUAAUAUUCCUUUAAUUUUAUGGUAUGUUGGAUGAUAUUCUGCCAUCUCCACCGCCAUGUUUGUUGUUUUUGUUUCCAUUUUCCGCAUUCAAAUGUUGUUCACAAUAUGUUUUUGGAAAAUACGUAGUUAAAUGAAAGCUAAAUUGCAAAUAAAAGCAAAUACAACAAAAAUAUUGAAAAUAA
Messenger RNA from Drosophila gunungcola (fruit fly), 7208 nucleotides. It is a transcript of the gene Ca-beta, whose product is annotated as voltage-dependent L-type calcium channel subunit beta-2. The record is from RefSeq and is a predicted model, not a curated record. Gene Ontology annotation, molecular function: high voltage-gated calcium channel activity; protein binding. Lineage: Eukaryota; Metazoa; Arthropoda; Insecta; Diptera; Drosophilidae. The transcript is spliced from 10 exons. Bases 1199 to 3745 code for a protein of 848 amino acids. Gene Ontology annotation, cellular component: voltage-gated calcium channel complex. Gene Ontology annotation, biological process: calcium ion transmembrane transport; chemical synaptic transmission; neuromuscular junction development.